AUGAGCGAAUAAAUAUUUUUGAUAGAUAACGAAUUUUUCAAUAAGGGAGAGAAGGAUGAGAAUACUCUCUACAUUACUCUCAUGCUAAAUAGACCUUAGUAGAUUGGUUUAUUUGAAAAAAUUAUAACAUUUACUGAUUUCUUGGUUUGUGCUGAUGGAGGAGCUAAUAGACUCUAUGAUUUAGAAUCUAUCAAAGAUUAAUAUUUACCAAGAGCUAUUGUUGGAGAUCUUGAUAGUAUUAAACCUCACGUUAAGAAGUAUUAUGAAGAGAAAGGCGUUGAAAUUAGUUAAAACAAUAGCUUGGAUGAUACAGAUUUGGAAAAAUCAAUUAAUUUCCUUUUUGCUAAGAAGUUUUUUAAUGAAUUACUUUAAAAGAGCAAUUUAAGAUUGUUAAUAAUUGGAGCUUUUGGAGGAAGACUCGAUUAAACUAUUAGCAACUUGUCUAACUUAGUAAAAAUUAAUAAGCUCUUUAAAGAAAAAAAUCCAUUUUCCUAAUCUAUAAUCUAAAUGAUGGAUUAAUAUUCACUAGCUACUUGUUUGUUACCUGGUGAAUAUUAUUACAAAAGAGCUUUAAAAUUAGAGCAAACUAAGGGAUUGGGAGUUCUACCACUUGGUAAUUUUAACAAGGGCAAAAUUGAAUCAAAAGGCUUAAGAUGGAACCUUGAUGGACUUGAAUUUGAAUUUGGAUCUUUUAUUAGCACUUCAAAUGAAUUUGAUGAAAGUUAUGAAGGAAUACCAUAUUUUAAGACAGACUCCACAAUCUUUAUAAUGACAUGCAUAAACGAAAAUGUCUGA
Tetrahymena thermophila SB210 is the source of this 795-nucleotide messenger RNA. RefSeq names its product thiamin pyrophosphokinase. The record is from RefSeq and is a predicted model, not a curated record. Gene Ontology annotation, biological process: thiamine diphosphate biosynthetic process; thiamine metabolic process. The transcript has a single exon. Lineage: Eukaryota; Ciliophora; Oligohymenophorea; Hymenostomatida; Tetrahymenidae. Gene Ontology annotation, molecular function: thiamine binding; thiamine diphosphokinase activity; ATP binding.